AUGAGAGACGGUUUCUCCGUUUUCUUAUUAAUCAAUUUUUGAAGAAAGAGGCUAGUUAUUUGAGUUUUGUCAGGUAAAAGUAUGAUUCAUAGCACUCGAAAUGUUCUUUCGUCUUCGCUUCGUUUACAAGCAAACACGGCGACUACAUUUCCCACAGUUCUAGAGACGCUGUUACCAUGGAGGCGUGGAUAGCUUAGAUAGUUCUGAGGUUGGGUUGGCUGUAGCAACAAUAUACAGUAAUACUGUCUAUGGUAGCAACAACAAUAAUGUUUAGGAAAUUACUUUCUACCAUGCUUGUUUUGUUAUAGCAAUUGGUAGCUAUAUAAACUUGUAUAUGCGUCUGUUAGUGAAAUAAUGUGUGCUAAGUUAUAUAUUGUGUAUAUGUAUGUGUUGCGUUCUGCCCGCAGUGGUUUGGCGCUGCUAAUGCGCGCGAGUUUUCAAAGUGGGCGAGUCUGCGGCACUUAAAAAGAGGACGUCCAACCGGCUAACCGGAGUUAGCCUCACAUUCUGCUAGGCCAGAUUACACGCAAACUGGCACUAAACGUUGAAUCGGCUAAGGAAUCUAAUGUUACACCGUUGAUCAAACGUAUUCGGUGGAGGUUUUUCAAAGCAUGACCAGGUCGUUUUUAUUUUAUUGCCUGGGUCGUUGUUGCUAAGGCAAGCUAAAAUGGACAAAUUAACGCUACUUGCUAAGCUAGCAUCUCUGCUUUGUAAUGUAAACAGUCGUGUGGUUAGCAGUUAAUAACGUCUCUUAAAUAAAGGAAUACGCAUCUCAUCAAAAGACACGUCUGUCCGUCUGUCCCAUUUCUGCCAACAGAGCACCCUACAGGCUCUGCAUCAUGUCUAUUGAUUUUGACAGUGCUGCUCUUCAAACCCAGCAUGAUGAAGAAGAAUACGACCAGGAGGACUAUGCAAGAGAGCAAGAGCUGCACAAAUUGCUCACCGAUCUGCCCGAUGACAUGCUGGAGGACAGCAGAGACUCCUCCUCCCCAGAGCUAGAGUACUCUCCUUGCAGCAAUAAAAACACUGGCAACAGCCCACAGUCCACAUGGACUCAGCAAUGGUCAGAUCAUCCAAGGCCAACUACUCAUGAACAGUCUGGAGCAUUGGACAGAGUGGAUCAGCACAAGGCCAGCUACAAUCCUCACCAUCCUGCCCAUCAGCCAAAGAUGUUUAACUCACAGGCCGUCCACCAAGAAGGUCAAUUUGAACAUCUACAAAGAGAAUUCCUUGACUCGACACAACAAACUGCUGAUCGAGAGCAGCUUGCCCAGCUGCAGAUUUUACACAAAGCUCAGCAGAGGCAAAUCGAAGACUUGGAGCAAAAACUGGAGGAUUCAAGGCGUAAUAUGAGAUAUAUUGAGCAUCAGUUUGCAAUUGCCAAAGAUGAAAAGGAGGGCCUAGCAGUAAGCCUAAAGGAAUCAAGUCAAUUGGUUGAAGAGUCCAAGGAGAGAGAGUUUCAAAUGUUAAACAAAGUGAAGGCAAUGGAGCAGCAAGUACAGGCCCUUACUGCAAGAGACCAUGAGAACAUGAAGAAGCAGAGGUUGGCAGAGGCUGCAGUGGACAGCAUGAAGCAGCAGAUGUUGGAGCUUUGUCGCUCUGACACUCUGUCCAAAACGCGGCAGCAGCAUGACCGAGACCUUACCGUCAUGAAGGAGCAGCAUGAGGCUGCACUGUUGACACUAGAGCAGAAGCUAGACUCUACCUCUGAGGCUCUGAACGAACAGGUUGAUGUUGGUCAGAGGUUACGGGAGCAGGUGAAGCAGCUGGAGCGCCAGAGAGAAGAAGAGCAACUGGAGAGAGCCCAAGUCGUCAACACCCUCAGUCAGCGUCUGGAGGAGAGUCAACAACAAUGUGCCAAGCUGCUGCAGACAAGUUCAGUGCAGGAAAUGAGUCAGAUACAAAUCAAACUACAACAGGCUCAAUCAGCCAAGGCACUAAGCGAAAACAUGAACAAAGUCUUACAGGAGGAUCUGGCUGAGUUGAAGGAACAGAUCACUCUGUAUGAAUCUGCUGUGAAACACAGUGUUAUUGCAUUAGAUCUGGACAGUGACUGGGAGAACCAUCUGUCUGAAUCCUGUGUGGAUUUAGGAUUAAAGAAAACAAACAGGAAAAAUGGCUUGCUUCACAGUGCUGCCCUGGCUCACCUGUCGGACUCCAAGCUGCCCAAAGAUGAAGCUUUGCGGGUGCUGCGAGUGGAGAUGCAGCGCUGCCUGGGUAGUCUGAAGGGGAAACGUCAGAAGAUCAGUCAGCUGCAAGAGGAGCUCCAGCUCUGUCAGGGUCGAGUGGCCGAGCUGCAGACCCAGUUAGAUGAAGCCAAGCUCUGUUCUUCGGUCAGAGAGACCAAUCGGAUGAAACAUCCAGACGUAACUGGAGCGUCUCAGAAAGAGUUCACGAGACUACAGGAAGACCAACGACACUUGCAGGAACAAGUGGAGCUGUUAGAAAAGAAGAAUAAGGAGCUGAAACAGAGUGAGGAGAAGGUGAGGUCUGCCAACUUGGAGCUUUGCACCAAGAUGAGGCAGAUGAUCCAGGAACUGGACCAAGAGAAGCAGGAGGCUACUGAGAGAGCUGAGCGGAUUCAUCAGCAGUAUAGGGACGACGUGGUGGACCGGGUCAGAACCGAGAUCAUGCUGGAAUACGAUGCUCAGGUUGAACAGCUGACUGCACAGCACCAGCAGCAGGUCCAACAGUUACAGACCCAGUUGUCUGAGGCUAAUGAUAAGAUGUUGGCCGUGCAAGAGUGUUACCUAUCUGUCUGCAAGGAGAAGGACAUGCUUGAGAAGGAGGAGACUUUGAUCAGAGUAAAUGAGCAAAAGAUGAAAGAAGAGAGUGGUACAGCUGUGGAGAAGCUGAGAGCUGAGCUUGAGGCUCAGCAUCAGGCUGCAAUAAACAAGCUCAAAGCUCUCUGGUCCAAAGAAAAGGAGACUGAGAUCCAGCAACAGGUGAACUCUCACGUAGCCUUGGCCAAGGCUGCUUGGAAGGAGGAACUACAAAAGAUGGAGAAGACCUGGGUCCAGAGGCUGGAGGAGGCCAGGAGAGAGAAACACAGAGAGACUGCUGAGGCAACCUGUCAGGCAGAUGAGAUUGAGGCCAGCAGCAUGACAAUUACUGUUGAAGAAUUGGACUGCAGGCUGAGUACCCAGAAACUGCAGCUGCAACUGGAGGCUGACAAAGUCAAACGCAAAGCUGUGGAGGAAGCCAGGAAGCAAGCCCAGAGAGAGCUGCACAAGAAACAUCUGGAGGACAUGGCCAAACAGGUUGAAGGUGCAGUUACCAGGGCCUACAAUCGCUGGAUUGAGGAUUUGACUUCAUUACCAGAAUACCAAGCCUGUCUCCAAACCGAGAGGGAGAAAUGGGAAGAACUACAAGAAAAAUGCACAGAACGACAGGUAUCCCAGGCCCUGAGGGAGGCAGAGGAGCAGUGGCAUAGGACGCACAGGAAUCAGCUGGAGGAACAGAGCUCUGGAACGCAGAGGGUGGAGGAGCUCCAAGAGGAGGUGGCAGCUCUCCAGAGUCAGCUGGAGCAAGGCAGGAGAGAGCACGCUGCCCUCCUGAAGGCUGAGCUGGCUGGAGCUAGAGCAGCCUGGAAUCGAGACAAACAACAGGAGAUCUCUGUCAUCCAGGUCCGCAGCGAGCAGGCGUACCAAAGCAAGCUGCAAGAGCAGCGCAAAAAUCUGGAGCAGGCUUUGCAGCAGGUCAGAGAGGAUGCUGGUCUCCAUAAGAAGGAGCUGCUCCUGCAGAUGGAGGCCAAGCUACAGCAGACUCUGACGGCCCGAGAGGAGGAAUGGAGAUGUCAGCGUGCAGAGACGGAGCAGUCCCAGAAAAAGCAGAUGAGAGAUGAAUUCCUAGCAGAGCUUCAGACUCAUCUGGCAGAGGUCCAGGCACAACUUCUCAGGGAUCCCAAAACAAAUCAGCAGGGCACUGAAGACACCAGGAGGACCAGCGGGGCCACAUCAGAGGGACCAAUAGCACACAUCAUUCAAACAUCCUGCAAAGACGUAGUCAACAGAGCAGUAUCUCAAGCCAAGAAGGAAUGGGAGAGGAUAAGUGAGGAGAGACUGAGCCGUGUGUUAAAAGAAACACAGGAGCAGCAUGAGAGAGAAAUCGACAAAAUGCAAAGCUCUUUGUCCCAGAAGAAGGAGCAGGCUCGCUGCAGGAAGGAGUGUGCUGAGACUUUAGGUAAGCUGCAGAAGAAGAACAAGGAGCUCCACAGACACUUAGAGAAAGCCUGUCGUCAACUCCAGCACAGUGUUCGUGAGCACAAAACUGCCUUGCAGCAUCUGAAAGAUGAGCAUGAAAGCAGCUUACAAAAGGCAAAGGAGGGACAUCUGCAGCAGCUGGAGGAGGCGAAGAGAGCCAAAGAAUCCUCAGGGAGUUCUAAUCACCAACAAAAUGCUCAUCAAGGCCUCGAGGAGAUGAAGCAGCAAUACUUGAUGACUGUAGAAAAGAUCAGAGGAGACAUGCUGCGUUACCUCAAGGAAAGUCGGGAGCGAGCAGCAGAGAUGAUCAGCAUGGAGGUGCAGAGGGAGAGGCAGGACACUGCCAGAAAGAUGCGGCACUAUUAUCUGACCUGUCUGCAGGAGUUACUGGAGGACGGAGGAAAGACUUCAGGGGCUGAAAAGAAAAUAAUGAAUGCUGCAAGCAAGCUGGCAGCCAUGGCUAAAGUUCUGGAGACGCCUUUCAAAAGUAAAUCAGGAAAGAACAACGGUUUACAAAGCUGUUUGACGGCUGUGUCCACAGGUAGAAACGCAGGUUUCAGUAAGAACCCACCAACACUAACUGAGCUUCCUGACAUGAGGCCAGGGGAGAGAUCCCACAGGGAAAAGACUUCUGCUGAUUCAGAGCAGAAACAAGCUGCUGCAGCGAGGACUAAACCUUUGAGUCACCAGGACAUUUCUGCUUCUGGGAAGGAGGAGGCCUCCGUACAUGCAGUGCUGAAACCCCAAACUAAUGCUCACACUCCCCUCCUCUUUUACAAAUCUUCUCAACAGAUGGCUUCUCCAUCCCAGGUGGAUUUAGUUAACGUGUCUGUGAGAAGUAAAAGCAGGGAGCUGUACCUGCAGGGGGUUGACUCCAGCAACGCAGACAACCGCCUCGACUCAGAGCGACAAAGUAAACCGUUCCUCAUCCAGGAGGCUCCUGUCAGAGACGAGAGAAGGACCGACUGGAGCAUGAGCAGUAGUGACUCGGACACAGGCUUCCAGGUUUCAGGACUCUCGUACUCGGGGAGGAAACUGGAGCCAGUGAAGCCCUUUUCUGUCUCUGCUGCAUCAGCCAGUGACUCGGGAGAGUUUGGCGGCCUCACCCCAGAUGUUUCUGACCUGACUGUCUAUAAUGAAAUUGCCAAAAAGACACCUCACACCCAGACCUUGAACUUUCAGCAUGCAAAAAGAAGUACACACAGAGAGCCCACCCCAGGCUCUGAGGCUGAGAAGCAGCAUGGAGUUUGUUCCAGGCCUCUGUUCUCUGAGUUGAGACAGCGCCAGCAGGACAGCGGCUUUGACAGUCCAUUCUACCAACAUAAAUGAGAAAGGGAAGGGCAGGUAUGACGUGAAGUAGGGAGACGAGCUUGAAGAUGUCAGUUAUCUUACCAAAUGGUGCCUUUUUUCAUACAGUGUAUACAGUUUACAUGAUGGAGAACCUUUGCCUUUGUGGCUGCUUUCAGUGAUUGUAUGUUGCAUUAACAUUGUUAAAAGAAUACUUGACAUAUUGGGAAAUUCAUUUGCUUUAUUGCCGAGUUAGAUAAGAUUGAUACCGCUGUCACGUCUGUACGCUAAGUAUGAAGCUAGCUUAGCUUAGCAUAAUAACUGAAUACAGGGAACCAACUAGCCUGGCUCUGUCCAACGGUAACAAAAUCCACCUCCCAGCAGCUCUAAAACUCAAUAUUGAACUAAUUGUAUCUCAAAAUUUAGACAAAUGAGAUUCAACUUGUUAAUGAGUGAACUAUAGAGGUGAUGGGAGGUGGAUUUUGUUACCUUUGGACAGCACCAGGCUAGCUGUUUCCAGCCUUUAUGUUAAGCUAAGCUAACCGGCGGCUGGUGGUAGCUGUAUUUCCCAAAACUGACCAACUAUUGCUUUAAUUCGUAGUGUUUUCCAGUAUAAAAGGUUCCAUUUCGUGCCUUCCUGUUGUGGUCUAGAUGUCUUCUGAGGCCAUUUAUUUUGGCCUUUUAUUGAUAACUUUUGAACAUUUCAGUCUAUAGCUUUAAAAAUGCAGCUGCAUGUCUUAGUUCUAAAUCUCCAACAAAUGGUUUACUUCAGUAAUAAAUAAGUAAACAGCUGUACUUCUUGUCAGCAAGGUGCAUUGACUUUGAGGUGUUAAUGGUGAGUUCAUAGAGAGAUUUCACUUCAAACUAAAAUCUUUCUUUUAUGCAUGAAUAUCUCGGUGUCAGCUCAUGAAAACUAAUGUCCAAGAAUGUUCAGGUUUUUAUUCUGCAGCUGUGCGCUUGCUUGGAAGUGAUUCUUACAUCCCAAAUAAGUGCACCCGUUAAAAAAUGUUUAUAGGUCAAAGGUCGUAGCUCUGCCCACACUGUUGAACUUGUGAGUUCAUUGGCCGAUACUGCAGCUUGCUGUGCCCUGGCCUGUACCUACCUACCACAGAACACUGGGUCAGGGACAGCUUUAUAAGCUCAUGUCACUCUGUUUUGUUUUCUCCCUCUGUCAGAUUUAGAUUCUAGUGUCUGUGUUUUGUUUUUUUUAUAUUUUAAAAUAUUUUAUAUCACAUUAAUGAGAUAUGCUGUGCAUAGAUUGUGUUGUUUUUUUAUAUAUUGAUUAAAAUCAUUUUUAAUAAAUCUUAUUUAUCUCA
Messenger RNA from Perca fluviatilis (European perch), 6805 nucleotides. RefSeq names its product centrosomal protein 152 (gene cep152). Lineage: Eukaryota; Metazoa; Chordata; Actinopteri; Perciformes; Percidae. Gene Ontology annotation, biological process: centriole replication. The transcript has 27 exons. Gene Ontology annotation, cellular component: centrosome. The record is from RefSeq and is a predicted model, not a curated record. Bases 840 to 5531 code for a protein of 1563 amino acids.